AUUUUGCACAAGUUGCGCUCCGUGGAUAGACGGGUCGCACGUGUCCCUACCGCAUCAAGGCUGUGCACGCACCGACUGCAAAGCUGCAGCCUGUUCACGAACACGGAUUCACCCAUGAAGCUGAGGAAAAUCCCAAACCUGGCUCUCCUUAAGGAACUCGCGAUCGUCGCUCAAAGUUGUGGCGCCAAACGUGCCGGUUGAAUCGUCUGCAUUUAAACGGUGAAAAAUGGGAACUUUGCGGGAUCUACAGUAUGCUCUCCAUCAGAAGAUCGAGGAGCUGCGGCAAAGAGACGCCCUUAUUGACGAGCUGGAGCUGGAGCUGGAUCAAAAAGAUGAGCUGAUUCAGAACCUGCAGACUGAGCUGGAUAAAUACCGGUCAGUCCUACAACCUACUGGCCAGUCUGUUUCAGAACAACCAGAACUUGCAGAGCAGCAAAGGACCAAACGGCAGGCCAUCUCUGCAGAGCCUACAGCGCUGGACAUCAAAGACAUUAGCCAUGUCACCCUGACCUGCUAUUCCAAAAAUGAGAAGUCUCAGGAGUUAAUCAAAGCUGCAAUCCUGGACAAUGACUUCAUGAAGAACCUGGAGAUGUCUCAGAUUCUGGAGAUUGUGGACUGCAUGUACCCUGUUGAGUAUAAUCAAGGAAGUUGCAUCAUCAAGGAAGGAGACGUUGGCUCGCUGGUGUAUGUGAUGGAAGACGGAAAAGUGGAAGUGUUCAAGGAUGAUGUGAAGCUGUGUGAAAUGGGACCUGGAAAGGUGUUUGGAGAGCUGGCCAUUCUCUACAACUGCACUCGCACGGCUACAGUGAAAGCUCUGUCGCACACCAGGCUCUGGGCCAUAGACCGGCAGUGUUUCCAGACCAUCAUGAUGAGGACGGGUCUCAUUAAGCAUGCAGAAUACAUGCACUUUUUAAAAAGUGUCCCCUCAUUUCAGCAGCUGCAAGAAGAUGUGCUGAGUAAAAUUGCUGAUGUAUUAGAAGAGAUGCACUACGACACAGGAGAUUACAUCAUCCGCCAAGGAGCCAGCGGGGAUACCUUCUUCAUCAUCAGCAAAGGAAAGGUGACGGUUACCAUGCAGGAGGCCGCUGGAGAGGAGCCAGUGGUCCUGUCGACUCUCUCCAGAGGGGACUGGUUUGGAGAGCAGGCGCUGAAGGGGGAGGACAUUAGGACAGCCAACGUUGUUGCUGCAGAGGAGGUGACAUGCCUGGUCAUUGACCGAGAAUCCUUCAGGCAGUUGAUAGGUGGAAUGGAUGACAUCAGCACCAAGGUGUAUGAAAGUGCCGAGGCCAAAGUGAAGAUUGAGAUGGAAGUUGCAUUCUUCUCCAGUCUGACCAUUACCGAUUUCCAGUUUGUUUCUACUCUUGGAGUUGGGGGUUUUGGACGAGUAGAACUGGUGCAGCUCAAGAGUGACACGUCCCAGACAUUUGCAAUGAAAGUUUUAAAGAAGCAGCACAUCGUGGAUACACGGCAGCAAGGCCACAUCCUUUCCGAGAAAUGCAUCAUGCAGGAGGCUCACUGCGAUUUCAUUGUCAGGCUCUACUGGACUUUUCGAGACAGCAAAUACCUGUACAUGUUGAUGGAGGUGUGCCUAGGGGGAGAAUUAUGGACUCUGCUGAGAGACAGAGGCUCAUUUGACGAAGCCACAACUCGCUUCUACACAGCCUGUGUUGUUGAGGCUUUAGCUUACCUCCAUUGUCGGGGAAUUAUCUACAGAGACCUGAAGCCUGAAAAUAUCCUCCUUGAUCACUGUGGCUAUGCUAAACUGGUUGACUUUGGUUUUGCAAAACAGAUUGGCUUUGGAAAGAAAACAUGGACAUUUUGUGGCACUCCGGAAUAUGUGGCCCCUGAGAUCAUUCUGAACAAGGGUCACGACAUCUCAGCAGAUUACUGGUCCCUGGGAAUUCUGAUAUUUGAGCUACUGAGUGGCAGCCCUCCCUUCUCUGAACCUGACCCAAUGAAAACCUACAACAUCAUCCUCAGGGGCAUCGACAUGGUGGAAUUUCCAAAGAAAAUCACCAAAAAUUCAGCCAAUCUCAUCAAAAAAUUGUGCAGAGACAAUCCAUCUGAAAGGCUGGGAAACCAGAAGAGCGGAUUAAGAGACAUUCAGAAACACAAGUGGUUUGAAGGAUUUAAUUGGGAAGGUCUGAGAAAAAAGACGCUUUUGGCAGCCAUUGUCCCAAAUGUCAACAGCCCAGUGGACACCUCUAACUUUGAUUGCUUUCCAGAGGAUAAUGAAGGCCCCCCUCUGGAUGAAGACUCGGGCUGGGAUAUAGACUUUUGAAAGAUAUGUUCCUUCAAGUGACUUUGUGUUAGAUAUAUACAACACUCAUGAGCCGAGGGCUCGGGGAUUAAAGGCGUGCCAGAUCAGAAAUGAUCAGCAUUCGCUGUGUAGGUGGUUACCCACACUUCUGGGAAGCAGGACAAUGUCACCAGCAGCUGAGUGACCUCCACGUGAAGAAGUGAAAACCAAAACCUUUGUGGCAGUGCAAAGAAAUGUUACCCGUUAUUCUCAUUGUCAGUGGAAUGCAAUGAAAGCACAGGGGAAAAUAAAAAAGGAUUGACCUUGAGGGCCUGAAAAGCCUGCUUUCAUGCAAACUUACAUAAAAAACAUUUUUUUUAUUAAAAGAAGAAACUGUUUUUCAAUGAAUUCUGUAGAAUUUAGAAGAACACUUGCAAUAAAAUAAGGAAUGUGUUUCUGCUUCACAGACACAGGCCCAAUCCCAUCCUCUCUGGUCAGUCAUAUGUGGGGAUUUUGCUUUUUUCCCAGUGUUCAAAUGAGUGUCAUCUGAGCUCCCCAGUGUCACCUAGCCAGUGACCAUAUUGUCCCUCUUUGAGAAUGUGUGCUCCCCAUCCAGGACUCCUUUUUUGCCUUGUACCCAUGGAAAGACCUUGGCCAGAAAAAUGGCAUUACAGAAGACAGAUGGCACCCCUCAAAACAUCAUCAUUGGACCAUAGAAGUGAGCACAGUGUGGGGAUUCAGACUAUGACUUGGAAAUGGAGGAGCGCAAACUAAAGCAGAUGGUGUGUCGCAAAUUAAAAAUGAGGCAUUUACUUGAGGAAAAAACACACAGACACCACCAUGGAGGUGCGGAUUACAUGGAUUGGUCUACACUACUACAGUCAAAAACAAAAAGGGCACAAACUCCUCUGGUCACACCAACCUGCAUUCAUUCCUCAAGGUGUUGCCCAGGAUCCAUAUGGCACAUUUACUGUAUGUCCUUGGUGAUGAUUCACAGAAGAAACUCCUCCUCUAAGGAAAUUACCACAAUUCAGAUAAAGGGGCUGCGGUGGGCUGGCGCCCUGCCUGGGGUUUGUUCCUGCGUUGUGCCCUGUGUUGGCUGGGUUUGGCUCCAACAGACCCCCAUGACCCUGUAGUUAGGAUAUAGCAGGUUGGACAAUGACUGACUGACAGACAAAGGGGACUCCAGUUAUCUUCAUUCUUGGAAAAUCUAAAUCCGUUUUGCACUUCAAAAACACAAUUUUGUAAAGCUAAGACUUUGUGGUAUUAUUGCUGCACCCAUUAAAAGAUCUCAAUUUUUAUUUUGUAGUGCCUUUCAUUAUCAGUACCAUAAAGAAUUAGUUUAAGCCAGGGGUCUCCAACUGCACUCCA
Polypterus senegalus (gray bichir) is the source of this 3610-nucleotide messenger RNA. RefSeq names its product cGMP-dependent protein kinase 1-like. The transcript has 19 exons. Bases 227 to 2281 code for a protein of 684 amino acids. Gene Ontology annotation, biological process: protein phosphorylation. Gene Ontology annotation, molecular function: ATP binding; cGMP-dependent protein kinase activity. The record is from RefSeq and is a predicted model, not a curated record. Lineage: Eukaryota; Metazoa; Chordata; Cladistia; Polypteriformes; Polypteridae.